UGAUAUGUCUACUUCAUUUUUUAGGGGUGCUGAAGUAGCUACAGGAAAUUCAAGAUAUGGUUUGGCAGAAUCAGGAAACUUUCUAAUGGAUAAUACAGACUGUAAUGGAGAUGAAAGUACUUUGCAGCAUUGUUCAUAUGAUACUGAACAUGACUGUGAAGAAAAUGAAGCUGCUGGAGUUAUAUGUAAACCAAACCCUGGCUGCAAACCUGGUUGGAUUUCUGGUCCAAGUGGUUGCUAUCGUUUGUUUAUUGGCAAUGCUCGAAGACUCAAUGCCAAAGAAAUGUGUUACACUAAAGAUAGUCAUUUAGUAAUCAUUGACAGUUUGGAAGAAAAUGAUUUUCUUUCAGUUUUACUUCAGACCAAUAAUGAUAAUCAUGUCUGGUUGACAGAUGGUUUCAGGUAUGGAAGGAAUUGGGCAUGGAGAUAUCAGAGAGAAGCUAUAUCUACUUUCCAUUGGUUUCCUGGAUGGAUGCCUAAUAAGAAGUCUGCAGAGCCAAGCAAAAGAGGGAGAUGUAUUAGUUUAUCCAAUAUGUUUGAUUAUAACGGAGAACUGUAUAUGACUAGUUACUUCUUCUGGAAGGUAUCUAACUGUAACUCAGUGACAGGUUUUAUCUGUGAACGGAAGAAAACACCUCAUAUCACAGAAGGUAUGUAUGCAAGCUGGUUCUCCACCUUGAUUUUUUUUAAUGAUCAUUCUAAGAAGGAAUAGUGUUUAGAAGAACAU
This is a messenger RNA of Octopus bimaculoides (California two-spot octopus), 727 nucleotides long. RefSeq lists its product as uncharacterized. Gene Ontology annotation, biological process: proteolysis. NCBI's taxonomy places the organism in Eukaryota, Metazoa, Mollusca, Cephalopoda, Octopoda, Octopodidae. Gene Ontology annotation, cellular component: membrane. The record is from RefSeq and is a predicted model, not a curated record. Gene Ontology annotation, molecular function: serine-type endopeptidase activity; protein binding.